Molecule: messenger RNA, 2868 nt
Organism: Aphanomyces astaci
Lineage: Eukaryota; Oomycota; Saprolegniomycetes; Saprolegniales; Verrucalvaceae
Exons: 10
Coding region: 1-2868 (955 amino acids)
Molecular function (GO): nucleic acid binding
Source: RefSeq, a predicted model, not a curated record
AUGCGCGUCGUGUGGCUUGCUUGCAUUUGUUUGCACAACAUGAUCAUCGAGGACAACAACACCACGGAGCACCUGCUCACUGCAUCGGAGUGGAACAACGACCUUGUGCGCCGUCGAUCUCAGCAGCCAUUGUCCAUCGACGAAGUAACGCGAAAACAAGAGCGCCGCUUUCACUGCAUCAGCAUCAACGAGACGUUGAGUUGCGCCAAACUGAACGACCAGCUCAACCUUGGCAUCGACAAGACAACUAUUGCACGGUACCUACUCUCGGCGAAAAAGUUUGAGUUCAUCAAGAUGAACAAGGCACCCAAACUCACCGAGGAACACAUGAAAAACCGCGUUAAAUGGGCGAUGAAAAUGGUCGAAUUGGGUAUUUCCAAGUGGGGUGCCGUUGUGUUCUCUGACGAGAACAAAUGGAGCUUGGAUGGACCCAAUGGCCUUAAGUCCUACUGGCAUUGUGUUGGGCUCAACGUGAAGACGGUGUUCAGCCAUCAAAAUGGUGAUGGGUCCAUCAUGGAAUGGGGGGGAAUUUGGGCCGAUGGGACAACUGAACUUGCGUUCCUCGAAGGCCCGCAAACGCUGUGUAUGCCGGGUAGCAAGACCCGGAAGCCCCAACUCACGGCCACGAAAGACAUCGCCAAAUUAUUCGACUAUCCAGAUCUGCCGGAUAAGCUACGCCAAGACCUUUGCGUGUUGACCCGUCACCAACGCGUGGUUAUCAACACGUUGCGCGCCCAGAUCCCCGAAGCGAAAAACUCCGACGCGCGCAACGCUAUCCAAGAGAUCACAAACUGGAAGAAGAGCUGCGAGCCGAGUUUGAACCCGACGGUUCCCAAGCUCCGUCAACCCGCUUGUAUACCCCGUAGCAAGACCCUCAAGUCCCAACUCGCGGCCACGAAAAACAUCGGCCAAUUAUUCGACUGUCCGGAUCUGCCGGUUAAGCUACGCCAAGACCUUCGCGUGUUGACCCGUCACCAACGCGUGGUUAUCAACAAGUUGCGUGCCCAGAUCCCCGAAGCGAAGAAAUCCGACGCGCACUUAUUGAUCCACCGGAACGACCAAACCGAAGAACUGAUUGAAGGAGUCCUCGACCGCAAGAUCCAAGUGUACCACAAGGCCCGCAAGAUCAAGGCUGAAGCAACCUGGUACCAAGAACGCCUUUCGCGCGGUGAUUCUCCAAGCACCCUCAUUGAACUAGAAGAAGAGCUGCAAGCCGAGUUUGAACCCGACGAUUUACAAAAUCGGCUGCGUGAUCAGCUUUACGAACUGAAGCAAGCACACUGUGCGAGCUUGACCGAGUAUGUUGCCAAGUUCCGACGAAUCUGUACGCAAGUGUGCCACAGAAUCAGUGACUGCCGCUCUCCACCCCGGAGCAAUCAAGGAAGAAGCCAAGCCCAGCCCCAGCGCAACAACAUCUCAAGACAUGCCAACCGGCCUCAGCGACCCCAGCGCAAUACACCAAGUCGUCAGCACAAUGCCCAAUUAACCGAAGUCCACAGCGACACAGAAGACAGCGACGAUGACGUUGAAGAAGUGAUCCUAGGCAACAACAUGGACCUAGCCCAGCAAGACUCUGGGGAGGAGGAGUCACUUAACAUCAGUACCACCCAGCAAGCAAGCAAGGUGCCAGCGCGUGAAAACAAGUUGAUGAUAGUUCAUGGCGCACUCGACAGCCCAAGCGUUCGCAUCCUGAUCGACUCUCUUGGUGCCUCGAAAUUACUUUGCCGCCCAGGUUUGGCCAAGACAGUGAUCCGUUCCAAGGAAGUUCGAGCAGAAGGCUUCGAUGGGCACUGCUCUGGCACUAAGAAAGUGAAGGAAGGCUUUGACGUCAUAUUGGGAAAACCCUGUUUCUUUCGUUGUAACCCUGUCAUCGACUGGCGUACCCACCAAAUCCGCAACAUCAACUCAAGUGAAGUCGAGCCUGCACGAAUCGAAGGAUGGAUGAUUAAAGUCACGACGAAAACGGAACCUCCGCAGAAGUUACACCCGCUCGUGGCCAGGGUCGUGGAUGAAUUUCGUGACGUGUUUCCCGACAAGUUACCCAACACGUUACCACCGCCUCGUGGGAUUGAGUUCGAUUUGACAAUGAAGCCUGACGUGAGGCCCCAGCACCGACCCCCGGUCCGUUUGUCCAAGGUAGGUUCUUUGGACACGUUCGGCGACGAUCUGUUGAAAAAGGGCUGGAUCGAGCUCUCGAACAGCGACUGGGUAUCCAACAUCUUCGGUGUUCCCAGUGAUGAUGAUACCCCUACACGAUGGGUGUUGGAUUACCGCCAUGUCAACUCUCAGUCCAUUGUGCCAAAGGUCCCGCUACCCAACAUUGAAGAUGUGUUUGACCGCAUCCACGGAUGCCGAGUCUUUACGAAGAUCGACUUGGCGUCAGGCUACCACCAAAUGCUCGUGAUGUCAUCAGCAAGGAAGUACACCACCUUCAGGACCCAUCGCGAUGUUUAUGAAUGGGUAGUGACCCCAAUGGGUAUGGCAGGCAUGCCAGGCAUUUGGUCUCGCCUUAUGCGUCGAUUGUUUGACAAGUUCGACUUUGUCGUGGUGUACACGGACGACAUUUGUGUGUUCUCGCGGACGAUCGAAGAGCACGCUGAUCAUUUGCGUUCAAUUUGCACUGUUUUUCGCACCGAGAAGCUAUACGCGCGUCCUUCCAAGUGCUCGUUUGGUGUCGACUCUGUCAACGUUUUGGGUCACACCAUUUCGAAAGAUGGCCUCCACGUGGACCAGUACUACCGCAAGUUCAUCCCCGACUUCGCGGAGCAAAACGGAGUGCUAGUGCCUCAACGCCUAACGGUGAACCACUCGGAGCAAGUGUUCUUUAGCACCAUCGAGAUGGACACCAAAACCAAGGAACUUUUGUGA